AUGUCUGGAUCUUUUCCAGAACAAGGAGCUCCUCCUUCAUAUGAAGAAGCUAUAAAUCCAAAUGCUCCCCCUCCCUCAUAUGACUCACUAUUUGGAAGAGUCAGAGAAGCUCAAAAAACAAGUAAAGGGAUUUUAGAUUUUCUUAAGAAUAUUAUUAUAAUUGUUUUAGGAACAUUGGGCUGUACAAUAAUAUUAGGUGUUACAAUAGUUAUUCCAAUAUGUAUGAUUGUCAUGGGAUCCAUAUAUUUGCAUGAUUGUCCACAAGGAGAAUACAUUCCUGUUUAUCUAUUAGUAGGAGGUAUAUUUGGUGUUGUUAAACAACUUUUGCAUUUAUCAGCGAGGGUGAGACAAACAGAAGAAGAGAGACAAGAGGAAAAUUUGCGACAAUCACCAACACAGACGUUACUUAAUUGUUUUAUGUUAGGUUGGUUUAUAAUUGAACCCAAUAUCCAAAAUUCUGAAGUGGUACCGGAAAGUGGCAGUGAAAUUAAUAUUUAA
This is a messenger RNA of Diabrotica balteata, 498 nucleotides long. The record is from the annotation of a GenBank genome assembly. NCBI's taxonomy places the organism in Eukaryota, Metazoa, Arthropoda, Insecta, Coleoptera, Chrysomelidae.